AUGCUGGACUUGGGCAGGAAGUCGAUUGUGAAGGGCAUAGAACGUGGGCAAAACUGUUUGCUUGAAAGCCCCACAGGCAGUGGAAAGAGUUUGGCUUUAUUGUGUUCUGCCUUGGCUUGGCAAGAAGCAGAAUCUGAGAAAGCUGAGAAAGAAAGUAAAAAACAGGAUGAAGAUAAAUGUUCUAGCAGUCCAGUUGGUCCCUGUACCUGUGGAGCUGGGAACCCUUCAAGUGGUCUCUACCCCACUGGCCUGGAACCUCCCUAUGUCCAGCCACACCCACUGCUGGUACACAGUCACAUUACAGCCAAUGUACUCCAAGGUGAAACUCCACCAAACACUGUAAGCAGAGGGAGCAAUACCACUGCUGCUGGGACGUCUGACAUGAAGGAAAACCCCACAAUAGGUGGCAGCACUCACACAAUCCAAUCCAAUCAAAACAGUGCAGAGAAAGAAGAUGAAGACUUCCGCCCCACCAAAAAAUUCCGCACUCCAGGUGGGCAGGUAGGAGUCAAAAGAGUCCACAAGGGUGUCGCGUACGAAGAUGAGGAGGAGGAAGAAAAGAGUGGACCCUCAAUGGUCAACCCACCUGCGGCUGGACCCCCUGCCUGGACAAUGCAGAUCACUAGUACUGUGGGGUCAUCCUAUGCUGCCCAGCUGACCAAUGCCACACCCGCUGCCACGCCCUGUGCUGCCUGUGUGUGCAGGAGGAAAAAUAAGGAGGCAGACUGUGCUGCUGGUGGGGACAACUUAUCUGGGGAGAGGAGGAAAGUGCCAAAAAUUUACUUUGGAACCAGGACUCACAAGCAGAUAUCUCAGAUUGUUCAUGAACUUGGCAGAACUGCCUAUAGGGAGGCAAAAAUGUGUAUCCUCUCCAGCCGAGAGCACACCUGUAUCCACCCAGAGGUGUCCAAUGGCCCUAAUAAAAAUGACGGAUGCAGGGAAAAAUUGGAUCACAACCAAUGCAACUACUUUGAGAAUGUGUACAGGAUUAACCAGAGCAGCAUCAGGGCCUAUGGACUGGCAACAGCUUGGGAUAUUGAAGAUUUUGUUGGAGUCUGCAAGAAAAAAAGAGCUUGCCCAUAUUAUGGUGCAAGGGGGUUAAAGACUGAUGCUCAGAUAAUUUUCUGUCCCUAUAAUUAUUUAAUAGAUCCUGUUAUAAGAGAAAAUAUGGAGAUUGCUUUAGAGGACCAAAUUGUAAUCUUAGAUGAGGCCCAUAACAUAGAGGACGCUGCCAGAGAGGCUGCCAGCUACUCCAUCAACCAAGAGCAGCUCAGGAAGGCCAUUGAGGAUAUCAAAUUCAUGGUGGACCAAAAUAUUAAAGUGGAUAAUUACCUGGCUUUGAAAUCCAUGGUAAAACAUUUUUAUACUGUUCCUCAUGGCGUGUUGGUGUUUGUUUCCUCAUAUAACAUGUUGGAGAAGCUGAAAGCACGGUGGGAGACAACAGGGGUGGGGUCAGCCCUGCAGGAGAAGAAAGCCUUGUUUUGUGAGCCAAGAGCAUCAGACAAAGUGGACUUUGAUGAACUAAUGAAAUCUUUUUAUCAAGCCAUUGAGGAAACAGCAGAUGGAGCUAAAAGCGGGGGCCAGGACGGUGCGCUGUUUAUUGCCGUGUGCCGAGGGAAAGUCAGUGAGGGGUUGGACUUUGCUGAUAAUAAUGCUAGAGCAGUGAUAACAGUUGGGAUCCCAUUCCCCAAUGUGAAGGACCUGCAGGUGGAACUGAAGCGUAACUAUAACAACCAGCACCACGCCAGUCGCGGUCUGCUGACAGGGGCGCAGUGGUACGAGAUCCAGGCCUACCGUGCUCUCAACCAGGCCCUGGGCAGGUGUAUACGCCACAUCAGGGACUGGGGGGCACUCAUCUUGGUGGAUCAGAGGUUUGGAAAUAAUCCUCAAAAAUAUACAAAAGGUCUUUCUAAAUGGGUACGCCAGCGAGUCCAGAACCACGUGACCUUCACCCAGGCCAGACUAUCUCUCAAAGAAUUCACACAGUCUAUGAUAGAGAACCCACCCACCAACACUAUUGCUAACACCAGUUUGAAUACCAGUAUGGCAGGUGGUUUCCUUCCCAGUACUCAGACUCCACUGUCACAAGAAGACCCCAGUUUGCAGCAGGGGAAUUUCUCUGUGAUAGGUAUUGUAGCUUACAACUGGAUUUUAAUUUUAAUUAGAAUAUCACAUGGAAAUCCUGCACCUCCAAAAGGCAAGGAUAUAAUGUCCACUCCCACAGCAGCCAUUAGCAGCAUAAAAUCCCAAAAUGACACCCCUUUGCCAACAAAUGGCAAAUGCCAGUCUUCCACCCCUGGAGCUGUGGAGCUACCAGUAUUAUCCAAGGCAACCAUGGGUACAGCCAUAAAUAAGAAACGGUCAAAGUCUUCACCAGGAUCAACUUCAGAAGGCAGUGGUGGUGCAAGAAACUACCAACCUCUGAU
Messenger RNA from Lingula anatina, 2426 nucleotides. RefSeq names its product Fanconi anemia group J protein homolog. Gene Ontology annotation, cellular component: nucleus. The record is from RefSeq and is a predicted model, not a curated record. NCBI's taxonomy places the organism in Eukaryota, Metazoa, Brachiopoda, Lingulata, Lingulida, Lingulidae. Gene Ontology annotation, molecular function: DNA helicase activity; DNA binding; ATP binding. Gene Ontology annotation, biological process: nucleotide-excision repair; double-strand break repair involved in meiotic recombination.